This is a messenger RNA of Chilo suppressalis (striped riceborer), 7835 nucleotides long. The record is from the annotation of a GenBank genome assembly. NCBI's taxonomy places the organism in Eukaryota, Metazoa, Arthropoda, Insecta, Lepidoptera, Crambidae.
CUGUAGGUGAGAUUUUUUCAAUUGUCCAUUUUAUAAAGAUAGUUUGGUGCGCGCACGGCACAGACGGUGCGACGGUGCCGGUUGGUGUCCACGGUUCGAUUCUCAGUGUUCAAGUUGAUAAGUUAUUUACUUUGAAAUUACUAAAGAUGGCACCAACCACAGUACCAGAGGACAGGCUGACCUCCGGCCACCGGCUCUCGCACCCCGCACCAGGAGAUGAGGUCUACAUCACCGGCAUGUCCGGCUACUUCCCGGACUCAGACUCCGUCAAGCAUCUGCAAGAGAACUUGUUUAAUAAGGUCGACUUGAUCUCCGGCGACGACAGACGCUGGAAGCUGGCUCAUCCUGAGAUCCCGCAGCGUACCGGCAAGAUCAACUACGUAAACAAGUUUGAUGCGUCCUUCUUCGGCGUGCAUUAUAAGCAAGCACACACCAUGGAUCCCAUGUGCAGGAUCCUACUGGAGAAGGCUUAUGAAGCCGUCGUUGAUGCCGGCUUGAACCCCAAGGAACUGCGCGACACCAAAACUGGUGUCUUCGUCGGAGCAUGUUUCUCGGAAUCUGAGAAGACCUGGUUCUACGAGAAGAUGCAGGUCAACGGGUUUGGUAUCACCGGUUGCUCCCGUGCUAUGCUGGCGAACCGCAUCUCCUACUGGCUGGGUGUCACCGGUCCCUCCUACACCGUCGACUCAGCUUGCUCGAGCUCUUUAUACGCGCUGGAACAUGCGUUUAGAGCCAUCCGUGACGGACACUGCGACGCAGCCAUCGUGGGAGGUUCCAACCUGUGCCUCCAUCCUUACGUGUCACUGCAAUUCUCCAGAUUGGGCGUGUUGUCUCCGGAUGGAAAGUGCAAAAGUUUCGACGCCAGCGCCAACGGCUACGCUCGCUCCGAAGCCGUCGCGGUUUGCUUCCUGCAGAAAGCCAAGGACUCCAGGAGGGUAUACGCGCAACUGCUGCAUGCCAAGACCAACUGCGACGGGUACAAGGAGCAGGGUAUUACGUACCCCGCUGGCCAUAUCCAGAAGUUGCUCCUGAGCGAGUUCUACGAGGAGUGCUCCAUUCCACCUUCCAGUUUGGAGUUCAUCGAAGCUCAUGGAACUGGUACUCGCGUGGGAGACCCUGAGGAGUUGUUGGCUAUCGACGAGAUCUUCUGCACCGGACGGUCGGAACCCCUGCUCAUUGGCUCCGUCAAGUCGAACCUGGGACACACUGAACCGGCAUCUGGCCUGUGCUCCAUUGCCAAGAUGUGCAUAGCUUACGGCACCGGCCUCAUACCUCCCAACCUCAACUUCUCGAAGCCAAGAGAUGGUGUGGCGGCGUUAGCUGAAGGUAGACUGAAGGUGGUCACAGACAAGACCCCCUGGAACAAGGGUAUGGCCGGCGUCAACAGCUUCGGCUUCGGCGGUGCCAACGCUCACGUGUUGCUCAAGAACGUCGGAAGGGAAAAGGUUAACCAUGGAAUGCCAUCGGAUGAUCUGCCUCGUCUCGUGUGCGUAUCAGGCCGCACGGAAUCAGCUGUGGCCAAGAUCCUAGAUGACCUGGAGACCAGGCCGGUCGACACGGAAUUGAUCAGGCUCUACCACGCCAUACAUGACGAGGACAUCAUCGGACAUGUCGUUAGGGGAUAUUCUUUACUUGAAUCCACUCCGGACAAGGCGGUAUCUUUGGCACGCGAGAUGCAAUACUUCUCCGGUGUGAAGAGGCCCGUGUGGUUCGUGUACUCGGGAAUGGGCUCGCAGUGGGCGGGGAUGGCCACGCAGCUCAUGAGGAUACCAGUCUUUGCUGCUGCCAUCGAAAGGUGUCACAAAACCCUCAAACCUAAAGGCAUCAACCUCACAAAGAUUGUGACCGACCCAGACCCCAGCAUCUACGACAACAUCCUCAACUCCUUCGUUGGCAUCGCCGCCGUCCAGAUCGGUCUCACCGAUGUCCUGAAGACGAUUGGCAUUGAACCGGACUACAUCAUCGGUCACAGCGUAGGAGAACUAGGAUGCGCGUACGCCGAUGGAUGCUUCACUGCCGAACAGAUGAUUCUGGCUGCUUACUACCGAGGCUUAGCCUCCGUUGAAACGCAUUUCAUCAAAGGCUCUAUGGCUGCAGUUGGUUUAGGGUACUCUCAGAUCAAAACAAUGUGCCCACCCGAGAUAGAAGUGGCUUGCCGCAAUGCCCCAGAUUCCAGCACUAUCUCCGGGCCAGCGGAUAUCAUGAAAAAUUUCGUCGCCAUGCUUUUAGCGCAAGGAAUAUUCGCCAAGGAAGUGCCUUGCUCGAAUAUCGCCUACCAUUCGCGCUACAUCGCCGAAGCUGGUCCCAAGCUACUGAAGUACCUGAAAGAAGUGAUUCCAACACCCAAGAAGCGUUCGGAUCGCUGGAUGUGCACUUCACUGCCUCAGGCGCUGUGGAAAGAUGCCAGGGCACAAUAUUCCUCGGCGGAAUAUCACACUAACAACCUUUUGAGUCCAGUGCUAUUCGAAGAGACUUCUCGACUGAUCCAUCAGAACGCUAUCACGAUAGAGAUCGCACCACACGGACUGCUGCAGGCCAUUCUUAGGCGUUCGCUGAAGAAGGACGUCAUCAAUAUACCUCUCACCCACAAAAAUAGCAAGGACAACAUCCAAGUGGUUUUCAACGCUAUCGGAAAGUUGUACGAAGCAGGAUUGAACCCGCAUCUAGCGAACAUCUACCCGCAGGUGCCGUUCCCUGUAUCGAAUAGCACUCCCAUGAUCUCGCAUUUGGUAGAAUGGGAACACAGCGAAGAUUGGUAUGUGACGUCAUACAGAGCUCAAGAGAAGAUGAAAUCUGGUGAGAGGACGGUGAGGAUGUCCAUUGUCGACGAGGACAGCGAAUACAUGGCAGGCCACGUGGUUGAUGGAAGGAACCUUUACCCAGCCACUGGGUACUUGGUCUUGGUAUGGGAGACCUUGGGUAUGAUGAUGGGAGAGCUGUACACCGAGGUGUCAGUGGUGUUCGAGAACGUUCGCUUCCAGAGAGCCACCAACAUUCCCAAGGAUGGGAACUUGGAGUUCAUCGUGAUGAUCCAAAAGGGAAGCGGGAACUUCGAAAUCGUAGAGAGCGGAGCGUCCAUCGUCACCGGUCGCAUUUACGCCAAGAAGAACGUGGGUCAAGACUACCGAGUGCUGCCGCCUAUGCCCGAAGCCACAGGGCCCAACAUCAAGCAUAUGCUCACCAAAGACUUUUACAAGGAACUCAGAUUAAGGGGAUAUCAGUACAACGGUCUUUUCCGCGGCGUGAUCGGCUGCAACAUUGAAGGCACUCGUGGCCGCCUCGCCUGGGUCAACAACUGGGUCACCUUCAUGGACUGCAUGCUGCAGCUCAAGAUUAUCGGCCAAGACACCAGGGGCCUGUUCGUCCCCACCAGGGUCGAGAAGCUCUCCAUCGACGCCAACAUGCACUACAAUGCCAUUUCCAAAAUGAGCGCGGAUUCUAGCAAGCACUCCUUCGAAGUCCGCGUUUAUCCAGACGUAGAUGUCAUUAGGGCUGGUGGUGUCGAAAUCCGUGGCCUUCAUGCUACACCUAUAUCAAAGAGGAAUCCACUCGGUGUACCUGUGCUCGAGAAGAACGUAUUCGUAUCCAACUUUGGAACUGAUAAAAUGAAGAUGGAAGACAUUCUCCGAGCGAACCUUCAGCUGGUACUCGAAAAUGUGCAAACUUUCAAAGUGAAAAGUAUAGAGUACAUAGAUGAGGAGUACAAGACGAACAAACUGGCGCCGAUCACGGUGGAAGUGGGUCUAGUAUUGGAGGAUAUGCCACUGAUGCAAGCUGAACUACUGAUUGUGUCCGAAGAGACGUUUGAAGAUUUACCUUCUAAUGUCACUGUUGAAAAUAAGAAGCUGACGGGCGAGUCCAACGCCGUAGUGUUCAUCGGGGCUAACCUUCUGAAGAGAGUUGACGUUCUGCAACAAGGUAUAGCAACACUUCGCGACAAAUGCUUCAUUAUCAGCAGAGAGAAGGAUCGUCCGGACCCCAAACGGUACUCGGAUAAAUAUGACAUCGUUUCCGUCCAUAACACUGGAGACGAAUACAUAGUCCUUCUUAGAAAGAGGGUAGGAGCAAGACCUGCCAAAUUCGUAAAAGUCGCCACGACUGAUUCUUCGUACAGUUGGAUAGAUAAAGUUAAAGAAGAACUCAAGGAAGGACAAAAACUGGUUCUUUAUACCGAGAAUGAGCCCCUCAAUGGUCUUCUUGGUCUAGUGAAUUGUCUUCGAAGGGAGCCUGGAGGAGAGAUCGUGUAUGGAAUGCUGAUCGCUGAUCCUUCGGCACCACCCUUCAACCCUGACUUGGAGCUGUAUGAGGAACAAUUGGACAAGGACUUGGCUAUCAACAUUUACCAAGACGGUCAAUGGGGAACAUAUCGCCAUUUACUACUAGGUGACCUGGACACAGUUAUGGCUCAACACGCUUUCGUGAACGUCACCACCGUCGGAGACCUGUCGUCUCUGAAAUGGCUCGAGGGACCGAUAAGGCCGAACCAGGUCUUCAAGAAUCCAGAGGCCGAGCUCUUGCAUGUGUAUUGUUCCGCGCUGAACUUCCGUGACGUGAUGACGGCGACGGGCCGCGUGACAGUGGACGCGGUGGCGCGAGGCCGUCUGGCGCAGGAGUGCGUACAGGGAUUCGAGGUCGUAGGAAGAACCGCCAAUGGUUCCCGCGUGAUGGCCAUGGUGCAGAACAGCGGAUGCGCCAACAUGGUUGAGGGCGACCGGGCGCUCAUGUGGUGCAUCCCAGAUGAGUGGAGCUUCGAGGAGGCGGCCACCGUCCCAGUCGCGUACGGCACCGUCUACUACGCUAUGGUAAUGAUCGGUCAGAUGCAGCGAGGCGAAUCGAUUUUAAUUCACGCUGGCUCAGGAGGCGUCGGACAAGCUGCCAUUAAUGUAGCUCUGUCCUACGGUUGCGAGGUGUUCACCACUGUGGGUACUGCUGAGAAGAGGUCCUUUAUCAAGAAGCUGUUCCCGCAGCUCAAGGAUAGCCACAUUGGCAACUCCCGUGACACCUCGUUCGAAGACAUGAUCCGCCGCGAAACUAAAGGCAAAGGCGUCGACAUGGUGCUCAACUCGCUGUCUGAUGAGAAACUUCAGGCAUCAGUCCGGUGUCUCUGCUACCGCGGUCGUUUCCUAGAGAUCGGCAAAUUUGACAUUAGCAACAACACGCCCAUCGGAAUGUACUUCUUCCUCAAGGAGACCUCCUUCCACGGCAUUAUGUUGGACUACAUCUUCGAGCAAAGCUACGAAUUUAGGGCGAGGCUACAAGACCUACUUCUGUCUGGUAUUGAGUGUGGAGCGGUGCGUCCUCUAACGUACUGCGUUUUCGAGAAGAACCAGAUAGAAGCCGCUUUCCGCUACAUGGCGGCGGGCAAGCAUAUUGGCAAGGUGAUCAUCAAGAUACGCGACGAGGAGCCCAGUCGCGCGCCGGUCAAACCAGUAGUUACACCCGUCGAAGCUGUUCCAAGAUACACCUGCAAUGAAGACCUGGUAUACGUGAUAGUGGGUGGCCUUGGUGGAUUUGGACUUGAACUGGCCGACUGGCUGAUCUUGAGAGGCGCUAGGAAGAUCCUUCUAACAUCUCGCAGGGGCGUCAGCAACGGAUACCAGGCUAGCAGGCUCAGGGCGUGGGCCGGCUACGGCGCUGACGUCAGAAUUUCCACUCAUGACGUCACCACCGAAAGCGGCUGCGAGGAAAUGCUCCUCAUGGCCAAAUCCAUGGGCCCAGUGGAUGCCAUCUUCAACCUUGCCGUCAUCCUGAAGGACGCCAUGUUCACGAACCAGAGCCCGGAGUCGUUCAAGACUUCGUUCGAGCCGAAGGCGCUAGCGACAAUCAACUUGGAUAAAAUCUCAAAGAAGCAUUGCCCGGGUUUAAGGAACUUUGUAGUGUUCUCGUCAGUGUCCUGCGGUCGCGGUAACGCCGGUCAGACCAACUACGGCUUCUCUAACUCCGUGAUGGAGAGAAUCUGCGAGUGGAGGAAGAAAUUAGGCUUACCAGCCCUUGCCAUACAGUGGGGUGCCGUUGGAGAUGUGGGUCUAGUAGCUGACAUGCAAGACGAAGAUGUCCAGCUAGAGAUCGGUGGCACUCUUCAGCAAAGAAUCUCUUCGUGCCUUCUGGCCUUGGACAAGUUCAUGAAGCAAGACGCUCCCGUAGUUUCAUCUGUGGUUGUCGCCGAAAAGAAAGCAGGAGGAUCCGGCUGCGGAAAUAUAGUCGAUGCCGUGGCUCAGAUUAUGGGUAUCAAGGACCUGAAGACAGUGUCCCAGCAGGUGUCCCUGGCCGAGUUGGGCAUGGACAGUAUGAUGGCGGUGGAGAUCAAACAGACCCUCGAGAGAGAGUUCGAGAUCUUCCUCACCGCACAGGACAUCAGAACGCUCACAUUUGCAAGAUUGGUUGAGCUGACGGCGCAGCGUGAAGAAGCGGCGUCGACGUCAGCGUCGCGAGCGGUGGCCGGCGACGGUGGGGCGGGCGCCGGAUUGCGCGUGCUCAUGAGGAACUUUGGCGAUGAACAACUGGUCUCUGAGCCGCUCGUGUACAUGCCUACUAUGGUCAGCGAUGGAGUAGAGGGCGAGGAAGCGAUCCGCGUGAUGGAGAACGUGAUGUUCGUUCUACCAGGGUUAGAAGGGGCAGCCGCCAUGAUGGAACCUCUAUGUCGCCGCCUCAAGAUCAAGGUGUGUGGCCUUCAACUUGGCGUCGAGCACAAGAACGAAGACCUGGAACAGAUGGUGGACAGGCUGUAUCAGACGGUGCGUUCCAGAUUAGCUCCAGGUGCAAACUUCUGGAUCCUUGGCUACAGUUUCGGCUCUUUACUGGCCCUUGAGCUAGCCGCUAAAUUAGAAGGCGAAGGCAACAGGGGCACCGUGUUCUGCUUAGACGGCGCUCCCGACUUCCUCUACGCAAUACUCACUAUGUCCAUUAGCUUCAAGAACGAGUUCCAACUGCAGAACAGUCUGAUCUGCCACACGAUUGACGUCGUCUCCCCCAACAAUGACGUCACCCAAACCCUCAUGCAGAAGCUCAACGAGAUGGAGUCAUUCGACGAAAGAGUCUCGUACGGCAUCGAGCAGUCGCCCGUGCAAAGCAAAUACUCCAAGAAAUUCAUGGCCGACAUCGCCACGUGCAGCAUUGACAGACUCAAAGUAAUUCUGAACUUCGAUAUGAAGAAUAUCAAGAAGCUGAAAUCCCCCAUCAUCCUCCUGCGUCCGAAAGACAACCCGCCCAAUGUUGUCGUCGAGGAAAACUACGGUUUGGACAAGUACACUGAACACGGUGUCACUGUCCACUUCUUGGAAGGAAACCAUGUUACUAUUGUUGAAAAUAAGGAUGCAGCCAAUAUUAUCAAUAGAACUCUCCUCGAAAAUGACCCACAGAAAGCGAAACCGACUGAAAAUAUUGUCACUAACCUGAUAGAUACCCAUCGCCAAGUCGAAGUGUAAAAAGAAAUAUUAUUUUUAAUACGGUUGUUCUUUAAAGAUAUUUCUUCGCAUUUGUCAAAUUUGUGAUUGGAUGAGUUGUAUUUAUUUAUUUAUGUUAAAAGGGGAAGUUUAGCUUGUAGGUAUUAAGUAAUAAUUAAGUGGCCGCAUAAAUUGAUAAACUUAGUGACUAAUUCGUAAGUGAGAUAAGUUAUUUGUUAAGUUGUCUUACAGACACCAGUACCAAAAUAAAAUAUUCAAUAUUUAAAAUUAAUUCGGGUAUACUAGGGGGUCGGGGGAGUAAAGCUUUUUUUACGUUGGUAUUGUUUUAGAUUUUAUAUUAUUGUGAUGUUGUUGACUAGAAUAGACUUACUUUAAAUCAUGGGACUGAAAAUAUAUUUUUGUGUGGAUUUAAAAGAAAAUAUUUUAUUAUUU